Messenger RNA from Mus pahari (shrew mouse), 5775 nucleotides. RefSeq names its product opioid binding protein/cell adhesion molecule like (gene Opcml). The coding region runs from base 742 to 1779 and encodes 345 amino acids. The record is from RefSeq and is a predicted model, not a curated record. NCBI's taxonomy places the organism in Eukaryota, Metazoa, Chordata, Mammalia, Rodentia, Muridae. Gene Ontology annotation, cellular component: neuron projection. The transcript has 7 exons.
GGCCGCAGUCCGCUCAGCUCCCCGCGCCCAGAGCCUUCGCCGCGGCGCUCCGCGGGCUGGCGAGGGCCGGGCUAGCAGGACUCGCCUACUGGGCAACUGGGAGGACAGCCUUGGAGCAAGCAGAGGAACCAGGCUACGCCUGCUGCGGGUCACCGUGUGGAACUUUUUAUCGCCUUGGGGUCCAGAUGCGAGACUCGGGGCUGUUUUCUAACUCCAUCCAAACAUGUGUGUGAUCUAAUAAAACAUUUUCUCCUCUCCUUCAAAUCAGGAGCUUUAAAAAAAUUUUUUUAUGACAUCUCCUUUCUGUCAGAGACUCUUGCCUUCUUUGGGUUAUAAACUUUUGAUGCCAGACCUCUGCAGAACGCGCCCAACUGAAUCUUAAAGUAGCUUCACCGAGAGAGGCAGAGAACGCACAGAGAAUCUGUGACCUUCGUCCCUGCUCCUUCUUUCGUGCUCUCCCUCCACCCCCCGGGCUCCCUCCGCCCCAGGGAGCGUCGAGAAAGCUCUUUUUUGGAUGCAGGAGGGGGCAUCUGGUUCUGCUAGGCUGGAAAGCUGAGGCUGAAGCGGAGGAAGAAUUAUUAGGCUCCGGAGAGCCUGGACUCAGCCUUGCCUUCUCCCGCUCCCAGCUCCUGGUUUGCUCUCUGUGUGCUUUCGCCCCUCCAACACUUCCGGCUGUUCUGAGAGGGCAGGGGACAAGGACCGUGUCACUGCAGGAGUUCUGGGAAGUUGUGGCUGUCGAGAAUGGGGGUCUGUGGGUACCUGUUCCUGCCCUGGAAGUGCCUCGUGGUCGUGUCUCUCAGGCUGCUGUUCCUUGUACCCACAGGAGUGCCGGUGCGCAGCGGAGAUGCCACCUUUCCCAAAGCUAUGGACAAUGUGACGGUCCGGCAGGGGGAGAGCGCCACCCUCAGGUGUACCAUAGAUGAUCGGGUCACCCGGGUAGCCUGGCUAAACCGCAGCACAAUCCUCUACGCUGGGAAUGACAAGUGGUCCAUAGACCCUCGAGUGAUCAUUUUGGUCAACACGCCUACCCAAUACAGUAUUAUGAUCCAGAAUGUGGAUGUGUACGACGAAGGUCCAUACACCUGCUCUGUGCAGACAGACAAUCACCCCAAAACCUCCCGGGUUCAUCUCAUAGUGCAAGUUCCUCCCCAGAUAAUGAACAUCUCUUCAGACAUUACUGUGAACGAAGGAAGCAGUGUGACCCUGUUAUGUCUUGCAAUCGGCAGACCAGAACCCACGGUGACAUGGAGGCACCUGUCCGUCAAGGAAGGCCAGGGCUUUGUGAGUGAAGAUGAAUACCUGGAAAUCUCAGACAUCAAACGUGACCAGUCUGGGGAGUACGAGUGCAGCGCCUUGAAUGACGUCGCUGCACCUGAUGUUCGGAAAGUAAAAAUCACUGUAAACUACCCUCCCUAUAUAUCUAAAGCCAAGAACACUGGUGUUUCAGUCGGUCAGAAGGGCAUCUUGAGCUGUGAAGCCUCUGCUGUCCCGAUGGCUGAAUUCCAGUGGUUCAAAGAGGAUACCAGGUUAGCCACUGGCCUGGAUGGGGUGAGAAUUGAGAACAAAGGCCGCAUAUCCACUUUGACUUUCUUCAAUGUCUCAGAGAAGGAUUAUGGGAACUAUACUUGUGUGGCCACAAACAAGCUUGGGAACACCAAUGCCAGCAUCGCCCUGUAUGGGCCUGGAGCAGUGAUUGAUGGUGUAAACUCGGCCUCUAGAGCACUGGCUUGUCUCUGGCUCUCGGGGACCUUCUUUGCCCACUUCUUCAUCAAGUUUUGAUAAGAAACCAUAGGUCCUCUGAGUGUCGCCUGCUUCUCCAUAUCACAGACUUUAAUCUACACUGCGGAGGGCAAACCAGUUUGGGCUGGGCUUCUUUUUGUUUAUUUUUUGUUCUUUUUGACUAUUGCUUUUGGGUUUGAUUUCUGGGAUUUUCACUUUUAUUUGAUUUCUUUCUUUCUUGCUUUCUUUUUUGAAUGAAUGGGGUUGGGGGUUGGAUUGGGCAGGGUCCUACCAAGGGUAGGGUAAUCACUCAUUGGCACCCCUAAAUGGAAUCUAUUUUUGCUACCUUGGCCUUCCUUUUCUCUACUUCUCAUCUUACCACCAUUAACACACACACACACACACACACACACACACACCCCAUAAAAAUAAAGAUGGGCUAAAAAAUGUCCCAUGACAAGAACCCUGAAGGUACACCUUGGCUCACAAUGCAAUACACAAUAAGAGUUGCAUCUACACGUCUUCUUUUCUUUGUCCUUUAAGCUUGCAAUAAGAAAGUUUUAAAAAGUGCAUAUCCUUAUCCCCAUGCUAAUAGCACCUAUCCUGUUAGGCUUCACAUCUUUUCUUUCUAAGAAAUUGUCUAACUGCAUCCUUAAAUGUGUACGCACAUACAUACAUAUGUAAAAAUUUUCCAUCUUCUCUGGCCAUUCUCCUCUAACUGCUUUUUUUCCACUAGCUGUAAGAUUUACAGAAUUGAGACCAUAUGUAUGUACCCAAUACUACAAAUUUAGGAGUCAAGUAAACAAAUGAGGGAAGUCUAUUUAGGGUAGUACUUCCCUUAAAAUACUGUUGCAACUCAUAAAAAAACUGAUCAAUAGCUGGCUAAUUAUAUCAAGCUAUCAAAGCAAUCAUACUAUUAUCCAGUUACUCAAUUGAUUUGUAGCUCCAUCUAGUUCUACAUAACCUGUCUUUCUCUCUUAUAAUCUAUUUGCUCUGUUUAACUAAUCAUUCUCUUCCUCUUCCCAUUACACACUAUCAAUUCAUCCCAUAUUAAUCUCUAAUCAUAUUGUGUGUAUGCCACUAUCUCCACAUCUCCACUACCAUCAAUAGACAUUUCCACCUUCAAAAUUGCCUAGCAACUUCUUAUGUGAAAGCCAGUGAUCUCGCAGGCUAACUAACUACCAAGAAGAACAAUUUCCUGUGUCAUGGAUCCUUGGGAAUGCAGUAACCCAUCCACCCAAAUUAGACCUUGUGAACAGAUGGACCAAAGUAGCAAUCUACAGAUCAGUCAGUCAUGAUUUUCAGAGAGGCUUUUCCCUGAGCCACCUUCUCAGGAGGCAGGUCAGCCCUGGAAAAGCCUUGAUUAUGCUGCAUUUCUCCUUUAACAGCUGGAAAAUUAAGGUACCAACCCCGUGCUUCUCUCAGCCUUUCAAGAAAAGUACAUGUCAGGAACUUGGGGAAACUUCUUUGUGGCUGGCUUUCAUUAGCAGAAAGAACCUGAUCCCCCUCACCCCCCCCAAAAAAAAACCCCAUAUAUCUGUCCCUUCAAUGUAAAGACAGUGGCCCAUCAGCCAAAGUGUGAUAACCAGAGCUCAGCAUCUCCCUACUGCUCCAGUUUUGAUUUGAAUUGUUUGAAAAUUAUCCAGCAAAGGGCUGAUGGAGGCCAAUUACAUGGCGUGUGUGUUGACAACUCUGGUAUUUGUUUCAGAAAGCUCUUCUGAGCUGAGGGCACUUGAGUUACUGACUUAAUUUCCAAGCACUUGAUUAACACAACAUGGCAAACAGAGGGGAAGUGUAAGUAAUACUGUUUUCCUGGGCUGUCUCUCUCAAGGCUUUGGGGAUAAAUGUCCCCAAAUUCCUAUGUUCAAAGCAGGCCUCAUGUACAAAGAAGAUCUGACUCCACCUCUCAGCAUUGACUCUUGGGAAAAGAAGAGCCCAGCCAACAAAGGAGCCUGCAGUUCAAACGAACAUCAUUAAAGGUCACAAGGGGCUUUCUGGAGGAACUGGCUUACUGAGAAGUUGAGAAGGAGCACCAGCAGUGACUUUCUUAAAGACAGGUCCUGCCUCCCUCAGGGACCCUUUGCAGGUCCACCUCUAAAAACUAAAUGACUGUGGGCUCUGUUAGAGUUCACUUCCCUUAGAGUUUAACUGAACACUUGUUGCAGUAUAACUGCCCACUCUGUGGCACUAUGGCCGUACAAAUACAAUACCCACAGUAGGGACAUAUAUACCUGUGUAUACAUAUUCACAUAUAUACAAAUGCAGGCUUCCUUGGCAUAUAAAAAGCUCAGCACUGUCAUAAGAGAUAGAGCUGGGGUGAACAAAAUUAAUACUCUUCUUGCCAGCUGUAAACAGACAUCUGCAUUUCCUAGUGAGCUGCCAAGAAUGAGACUCUGGGAGCAUAAAUGAUGUGCCAAAAACAGUCUAUUUAUUCCAACUUCCAGAAGCAAUCAGGAGCAGGCACAAAGUCAGAAUUACAGGUCGGAUAUAUGAAUUUCAGAUCUGUCACUACGCUCAGCACCUGGGAUUGGGUUGGUGUCAAGCAUUGUAUGAGACAUAAACAUGGCAUUUGCGUUUUCUACUAAUACUACAGUUGUUGUUUUGGAGAAAAGGAAAUGUGGAUGCCAUGGAAACUGAAAAGUGUUGGGUGAUGUGCUGCUUGAAAUGGACAAGCCCAAAUUGCUCUUCACUACCUUGUGCAAGCAGAUCAUCAAAACCCCCAGUUGAGUAUGGACUCAGGGUCAUCCUGCAUCUCUGCUGUGCCUACUUUCACUGGAUGCUAGAAAUUUCUGUGGUGGUUACCUACUCCACCCAAACUUCCGAAGGAAACACAUGCUGCAGUCAAUCCUCCUCUGUCUGGGAAAAAAAAAAAAAAGCAAAAGUCAAGUAGAAAUGACUAAAGGCAACUACGUACCAGAUAUAAAAGUGACUUCCUCACAGCAAACGUGUCCCCGCUCUUGUUAUGUGAGUGACUUUGGUAAGGAUGACUUCAUGCGACGGGACCUGACAGGACUGCAGCUGCUUCCUAUAAACCACAUACACACUUACAUAUGCCUUUCCAACCGUAUACAUGAAGAGUGGACCAAUCAGGCCCUCUAGACAGAUUUGUUUAGCUUGCCAAGGGUGGGUAUGAGGAAGGUAUAAGGUUAGGAAAAAGGAAUCACAUUAGUCUAAGUUGGUAAAAUGUUGUAGGUUUUCUAAGUGAAAACCAAAUACAGGUUAUCAAGAGAUUAGGUAAAAGGAAGUCAGCAAAGGUAGUUAUUCUAAAACUUCUUCCCUUCCCAAACCAAUGCUAAUUUGUUCUUCCACCAAAGUAUGCCAAUGAAAGUGCUAGUGUUCUGCCUUUGGCAAAGCCUGUUUUUUGAGUAGUUUAAUGUCAAGUGCCUGAUAUAGUCAUCUGCAAGGUUAAUCAAGGGUGUUUGGAUUUUCUUUUUUGUUCUCACGGGUUAGGUUGGAGAUGUAGUGGAUUAGUUGUCAAAGCAUAUACAGCUCUGGUGCAGAGAGCUAGGUAUGUGGCUUUUCUGCUGUGGGCUAAGUUGUGUUCAACAGAUGGAAACGGACAUCUAUAUGUCACCAAGAUGGCUCAUGCCUGUCCUUACACUGCUUUGGGCUGUUGUUCACAGGUUGGGAAGUUAGUUCUCAAAAUACGUUCAUAAGUUUGGUCUAAGAUUUCUCGGACCCUCAAAACUGAGGCUGCGUUUUAACGAUUUCUUUCUAUAUCUACCUGGUCAAGUUGUCCUCAGCAAGAAGGAAUAGCAACCUACAAUAGGAAGAAUAUCAAAAGAUCAAAACCCCACCCCAACCCCACAAAUGGACACUGGAUCCCAGAGAGUUUAUCACAGGCACUGGAUAAAGAACAGUUGGAAAUUUAAUACAAAUGAUUUGAUUGAUGCUUCCAGGGACAAAGAACACAUGCUCUUCGUAGCCUGUAUGGCUAUUACCAGCCCCAUAAGACAGUGGGAGAGGAAUAGCUUAUGAAUAUUUGAGGGAAUAUCUGCCCCCAAUUUGAUCCUGAGUUUUUACCAGGAUCAAAAAAAAAAAAAAAAAUUGGUUUGA